Dioscorea cayenensis subsp. rotundata (Guinea yam) is the source of this 3215-nucleotide messenger RNA. Its product is annotated as photosystem II CP43 reaction center protein-like. Gene Ontology annotation, biological process: photosynthesis, light reaction; photosynthesis; photosynthetic electron transport in photosystem II. Gene Ontology annotation, molecular function: chlorophyll binding. The record is from RefSeq and is a predicted model, not a curated record. NCBI's taxonomy places the organism in Eukaryota, Viridiplantae, Streptophyta, Magnoliopsida, Dioscoreales, Dioscoreaceae. Gene Ontology annotation, cellular component: photosystem II; chloroplast thylakoid membrane.
AAUUCGAUAUACAUUUUUUUUGUAAAAGCGGAUUUUUUUAUUUCCUUGAACCACGCAAAAAUUUGUUAAUAUUUCCGAUUUCAUCUUCUUAUUACCAGAUGCUCCAUAGGAAUAAAUCAUUAUUCUUUUCCACUACAAAUAAAUAUUUCAAAAAUCCAUUUUUUAUUAUUUUUAUUUGAUUCCAAAAUUAGCUAUUGUUUUGUUAUUGCAACAAUGCAAUGCAAUAGAGAACAAAUGUGAGAAGGGAAAGGGGUUUUCAUUUCCAGUCUACUAUCUACUAUAUAAUAUAAUAUAUAAUAUUUAACUUAGUAUUUAAUAUUUAAUUUAGGGUCAGGGGAAAAAUAGAGAAUUUUCUUUUUUUUUGUUUGGCCCACUCGGUGGUAUGAGUCAUAGAGCAAUUAAUUCAGGGUUCAAAUGGUUAUUAAAGAAUGGGAAUAGUAAGGGCUAAUCGAAUCGAACUGAUGGAUUUACCUAGGUUGGUUUGUGGUCCAAUAGAAAAGAAAAUAGAAAGGAAGAAUUUGUAUCUUCGAAACCUAUCGUAAAAGGCAUUGAACGAGGAAUCGCCCAAUAGAUAAUCGAACUAUUGUAUGCCCCAAAAAUGAUAUGAGGUGUUCGGAAAUGGUUGAAGUAGUUGAAUAGGAGGAUCACUAUGACUCUAACCCUUGGUAAAUUUACCAAAGAAGAAAAUGAUUUAUUUGAUAUUAUGGAUGAUUGGUUACGCAGAGACCGUUUCGUUUUUGUGGGUUGGUCCGGUCUAUUGCUCUUUCCUUGUGCUUAUUUCGCUUUAGGAGGUUGGUUCACAGGUACAACUUUUGUAACUUCGUGGUAUACCCAUGGAUUGGCCAGUUCCUAUUUGGAAGGUUGUAAUUUCUUAACCGCUGCAGUUUCUACUCCUGCGAAUAGUUUAGCACAUUCUUUGUUGCUACUAUGGGGUCCCGAAGCACAAGGAGAUUUUACUCGUUGGUGUCAAUUAGGCGGUCUGUGGACUUUUGUAGCUCUCCAUGGUGCUUUCGCACUAAUAGGUUUUAUGUUACGUCAAUUUGAACUUGCUCGAUCUGUUCAAUUACGACCUUAUAAUGCAAUCGCAUUCUCUGCUCCAAUUGCUGUUUUUGUUUCUGUAUUCCUGAUUUAUCCACUAGGUCAGUCUGGUUGGUUCUUUGCGCCCAGUUUUGGCGUAGCAGCUAUAUUUCGAUUCAUCCUCUUCUUCCAAGGGUUUCAUAAUUGGACGUUGAACCCAUUUCAUAUGAUGGGAGUUGCCGGAGUAUUAGGCGCUGCUUUGCUAUGCGCUAUUCAUGGUGCUACCGUAGAAAAUACUUUGUUCGAAGAUGGCGACGGUGCAAACACCUUCCGUGCUUUUAACCCAACUCAAGCUGAAGAGACUUAUUCAAUGGUGACUGCUAACCGCUUUUGGUCCCAAAUCUUUGGGGUUGCUUUUUCCAAUAAACGUUGGUUACAUUUCUUUAUGUUAUUUGUACCAGUAACCGGUUUAUGGAUGAGUGCUCUUGGGGUAGUUGGUCUGGCUCUGAACCUACGUGCCUAUGACUUCGUUUCCCAAGAAAUCCGUGCAGCAGAAGAUCCGGAAUUUGAGACUUUCUACACCAAAAAUAUUCUCUUAAAUGAAGGUAUUCGUGCUUGGAUGGCAGCUCAGGAUCAGCCUCAUGAAAACCUUAUAUUCCCUGAGGAGGUUCUACCCCGUGGAAACCUCUUUAAUGGAACUUUAGCUUUAGCUGGUCGUGACCAAGAAACUACCGGUUUCGCUUGGUGGGCCGGGAAUGCCAGACUUAUAAAUUUGUCUGGUAAACUACUUGGGGCUCACGUAGCCCAUGCCGGAUUAAUCGUAUUCUGGGCCGGAGCAAUGAACCUAUUUGAAGUGGCUCAUUUCGUACCAGAGAAACCCAUGUAUGAACAGGGAUUGAUUUUACUUCCCCAUCUAGCUACUCUGGGUUGGGGGGUAGGUCCGGGGGGGGAAGUUAUAGACACCUUUCCCUACUUUGUAUCUGGAGUACUUCACUUAAUUUCUUCUGCAGUCUUAGGCUUUGGGGGUAUUUAUCAUGCACUUCUCGGACCUGAGACUCUUGAAGAAUCCUUUCCAUUCUUCGGUUAUGUAUGGAAAGAUAGAAAUAAAAUGACUACAAUUUUAGGUAUUCACUUAAUUUUGUUGGGUAUAGGUGCUUUUCUUCUAGUACUCAAAGCUCUUUAUUUUGGUGGUGUAUAUGAUACUUGGGCCCCGGGGGGAGGAGAUGUAAGAAAAAUUACCAACUUGACCCUUAGCCCAAGCGUUAUAUUUGGUUAUUUACUAAAAUCCCCUUUUGGGGGAGAAGGUUGGAUUGUUAGUGUGGACGAUUUAGAAGAUAUAAUUGGGGGGCAUGUAUGGUUAGGUUCUAUUUGUAUAUUUGGCGGAAUUUGGCAUAUCUUAACCAAACCCUUUGCAUGGGCUCGCCGUGCAUUUGUAUGGUCUGGAGAGGCUUACUUGUCUUAUAGUUUAGGUGCUUUAUCUGUCUUUGGUUUCAUCGCUUGUUGUUUCGUCUGGUUUAAUAAUACCGCCUAUCCUAGUGAAUUUUACGGACCCACCGGACCAGAAGCUUCUCAAGCUCAGGCAUUUACUUUUCUAGUUAGAGACCAACGUCUGGGGGCUAACGUGGGAUCUGCCCAAGGACCUACUGGGUUAGGUAAAUAUCUAAUGCGGUCCCCGACCGGAGAGGUUAUUUUUGGAGGAGAAACUAUGCGUUUUUGGGAUCUACGUGCUCCUUGGUUGGAACCCCUAAGGGGUCCCAAUGGUUUGGACUUGGGUAGACUGAAAAAAGACAUACAACCUUGGCAAGAACGACGUUCGGCGGAAUAUAUGACCCAUGCUCCCUUAGGUUCUUUAAAUUCCGUGGGUGGCGUUGCUACUGAGAUCAAUGCAGUCAAUUAUGUCUCUCCUAGAAGUUGGUUGGCUACCUCUCAUUUUGUUCUAGGAUUCUUCCUAUUUGUGGGACAUUUGUGGCAUGCGGGAAGGGCCCGUGCAGCUGCAGCAGGAUUUGAAAAAGGAAUCGAUCGUGAUUUGGAACCUGUUCUUUCCAUGACCCCUCUUAGCUGAGAUUUUCUUAUUUAGUUCUAUUUUUUUUUCUGUUCUGGCUCUCGGCUAUCCCACCUAGCCGAGCCAUUCCCUUUUAUGAUAAGAUAGCGGGCCAAACCAAACGAAUAAAGAAACAAAUUUAUUCAACAAACAAAAG